Molecule: messenger RNA, 1713 nt
Organism: Teleopsis dalmanni
Lineage: Eukaryota; Metazoa; Arthropoda; Insecta; Diptera; Diopsidae
Product: sialin-like
Exons: 7
Coding region: 330-1706 (458 amino acids)
Biological process (GO): transmembrane transport; monoatomic anion transport
Molecular function (GO): transmembrane transporter activity
Source: RefSeq, a predicted model, not a curated record
UUCUGCACAUGUAUCGGUGCCCGCGGCACGUUGGAAUCGGGGAUCGCAGGUAAUGUCCAUGAUAUUUUAAAUAAACAUUUUAAUUCAAUUUCAUAUUUUUUUAGAUAACUCCGCUUCAAUUUUCUUCAUCGAUCAGCUUACUUUCGAAUUCACGAAUGGACUAAUUUUGUUAGAAUUUCAUAACUUGCAAUAAUUUAACUUAACAAAGAAGAGACAGUAAUCUAGACUACAACGAAAUAAAGCAAAGGUUACAGUGAUGUGUGAAGUAGUCAUAUAGAGUCUUUAAGUCUCAUUGUUUAAAGUACGAGGGUGCCUUACUAGUUUUCUCAAUGCGUCAAAGAAUCGUGCUGUCUAUAAUGAUAUUUCUUGCUAUCAUCUUAUCGAACAUUUUACUGUUUUUAUUAAAAGGUUUAGUUGAAAUCGAGGCACAAUUACGAUAUUAUAAAGAUGAUGGUACCAUUACAUAUUCAGGAAUUUGUGAACCUGAAGGGAGGUUUGAACUAUUUUAUGAGCUUUUCUCUCCAACUAGUAUUUAUGGAAAACUGAGUUACUGGCUACCGACUUUAGCAUAUUUUUGUGGAUUUAUUAUAAGCGCUAUUCCCAGUGGUAUUAUCGCUGACAAAUUUGGCGGGAAGUAUGUAUUAAUGACAGCAGUUAGUUUUGCUGCAUUAUUUUUACUCGUUACUCCGCUUGCCAUUUCAAUGCUGGGCUAUUUAUCCUUAUUUUUAUUAAGUUUUUUGACUGGUGUAUCAACUGGCAUUGCGAUACCUGCUAGUUAUACUUUACUUGCGCACUGGAGUCCACUGAAAGAGCGUAGCUUACUUUGUGGUCUUGCACUGGGGGCCUACAUUGCAGUUAUGAUCUUCGGUUAUUAUAUCAAUAUACAAACCAAUCACCUUAACCACUUAUAUGGAAUAAUAUUUUACUGUAUCGGAAUUUUGGCAAUAUUGUGGGUUUUUAGCUUUUACUUUCUUUGCUCUAACGACCCUUAUUCCCAUCGCUCAAUUCGACAGAAGGAGAAGGAGUAUUUACUUAAUGAGCUAAAGACUACUAAAUAUCGUCGUAAACUAAUUAUACCAUGGAUAGCUAUAUUUAAGAAUCGUGAAACUCAAGGUUAUAUAACUGCACUUUUCUUAUAUGCUUGGAGUAUAGGAAUUAUCAUUUACGGCUUACUUCAGUUAGAUAAACUUAAGGAAUCAGUCGAUAGAAGCACCGAACAUGAUUUCAUAAUAGCAUUAUGGUGCUUUUGGUUGAUUUCAAUAAUAACUUGUUUGAUUAUUGACUUGGGCCUUUUUAAAAUAUUUAAGAGCAUUAAUAAUAUUCGUUCGUACAGCAUAUAUAUCGCAAAUUCUCUUGCUGCACUUUUUUUGAUUGGAGCCUCAAAAUUUAACCGGAACACUAAAGUCAGUACACUGCUCUGUUACGGAUCGCUUGGCAUUAGCUAUAUAAACCUGAUAUUAACUCCUUUAGAUGUUACGCAAAAUUUUACAGGCACUUUUUCUUCUAUAACUUAUUCUUUUGGUCAAUUCGCUAUACUCUUCACAAUAACCACGUCAAACGCUUUUGAUGACGGGUUUCCGGAAGAUAAUUGGAAUCUAAUCUUUUGGUCUGCGUCUAUUUCUCUACUUAUUUCAGCCUUUAUAUAUGGACUUUUGGUAUAUAACGAACGACAGAUUUGGGACCCAAUUGUGGAAGAAAACCAAUAAAUUUUUG